GCCCCUUUUCCCGCCUCUUCAGCCCGCCGCGCGCGGGGCACGCCGGGAUACAUCCCCCCUCCUCCCUGCGCCGCGCGGGGCACGCCGGGAUACAGCGUGGCGCUACCACGCGCCGCCAUGGGGGUGCAGCGCCGCCGCCGCGGCUCCGCGCCGGCACAGGGGCCGGUGGCCGGGACCGAAGCGGGAGCGAGACCGGGAGCGAGACCGGGAGCGACGCCGGGGCUGGAUCCCGGCACCGCCGCUUAUUUCCGCCGGGCCCUGGAGACGCUGCAGGAGGGGCUGAGCCCGGAGGAGCUCGAGCUCUUCGCCCGCAACGUCUUGGCGGAGGCGGCGGCGGCCGGCGUGGCGGCGGCGGCCCUCGACCCGGCGGCCUCGCGCCUCCUCUGCGCCCUGCUGCCCCGGGCCCCCCCCGGGCUGCUGGCCCCCACCCUGAGCGCCCUGGGGGCCGGGGGGCUGGCGGGCCCCGCCGGGCACCCGCGGGGGGCUCGGGUGCUCGAGGCCGCCCUCGCCGGGGUGCCCGCCGCCCUCGCCGAGGCCUCGGGGCACCCAGACCCCCCCCGGGGGCAAUUAGACCCCCCCCGGGGGCAAUUAAAGCCCCCCAAGGGACAAUUAAACCCCCCCGGGGGGCAAUUAGAUGCCCCUAGAGCUCAAUCAGACCCCCCCGGGGGGCAAUUAGAGCCCAUGGGGCCCCUGGACCCCCCCGGGGGGCAAUCGGCCCCCCCCGGGGAGCAGCUGCUGGCCGCCGUGGGGCAGCUGGUGGCGGCCGUGGGGCAGGACCUGGUGGCCUUCGCCCGGCACCCGGCCGGCAGCUUCGUGGUGCGGGCGCUGCUGCGGGCCCUGGGGGGCCCCCCGGGGCGGGAGGUGGGGGGGCAAUUAAAGGAGUGGGGGGUAAUUAGCGGGGGGCAAUUAGGGGGUUUUGCCCCCCUCACCCCCUCACGGCUGCCAUUUUGCCCCCCCUCACGGCCGCCAUUUUGCCCCUCCAGGAGCCCCGCAGUUGCCCCUGGGGGCGGGGCCAAAGGCCAAGGGGGCGGAGCCAGGCACCAAGGGGGCGGAGCCAGGCGCCGAGGGGGCGGGGCCUCCCCCAGCCCUGCUGCCCCUGCUGGGGCAGUUGGCGGCGGCCCUGGAGGAGCAGCUGCCGGCGCUGCUGUCGCCGGCCCCCGCCAGCCUCUGCCUGCAGGUGGCGCUGCAGGUGCUGCACCGCAGCCAACCGCCCGCCGCCGCCCGCCUCUGCGCCGCCCUCAUUGGCCGCCUGGCCCCGCCUGGCCCCGCCCACACCCACAGCCCCCUGGCGGAGGCGCUGCAGGACCCCGAGCGCAGCCGCCUGGCCGAGGCGGCCAUGACGGUGGCGGGGCCCCGGCUGCUGCGACGCCUCUUCCGGGCCCAGCUGCGGGGCCGCCUCCGCCGCCUCGCCCGCCACCGCGUGGCCAAUCACGGCCUCCAGCGCCUCCUCAACCACGCCCCUGCCGACGUGGUGGGGGAGGCCCUGGCGGAGCUGGGCCCGGCGCUGGCGGAGCCCCUGGCCCGGGGCCACCCCGGGGUGCUGACGGCCCUGGCGGGCGCCUGCCGCCGCCACCCCCGCUCCAGCCCGAGGCUCUGCGCCACCUCUUCCAGGCCUUCGAGUGCUGGGAGCCGCCAGGGCGCCGGCGGGCCUGCGUGGGGCUGCUGGCGGGGCUCCGCCCCUUCGGGGGCGGGGCCUGUGCCGAGGAGGGGGCGGAGCCCCAGGCCUCGCUGGACGCCGUCACCCUCCAGGGCUCCCUGCUGCUCCAGCACCUGCUGCACUUCGCCGACCCGGCGCCCGUCCUGGGGGGGCUGGCGGCGCUGCCCCCCCCGGCCCUGGCCGCCCUGGCCUGCAGCCCCCCCGGCAGCCACGUCUGGGAGGCCCUGCUGGCCUCGCCCACCGUCCCCGCCCGGCCCCGGCGCCGCCUCCUGCGCAGCCUCAAGGGUCACUUCGCGACGCUGGCGUGUCACCGCAACGGCAGCCGGGUGCUGGACGCCGUCUGGGCCGCCUCCGCCGCCCCGGCCCGCGCCGCCAUCGCCGCCGAGCUGGCGGCCCGGCGGGAGGAGCUGGGGCGCCACCCCCACGGCCGCGGCGUCGCCCGGGCCCUGGCCCUCGACCUCUUCGCCUGCCGCCGCCGCGACUGGCUCCGCCUCCAGGCCGGCCCCGCCCGCCGCCGCGCCCUGAUGGCGGCCAUCUUGGAGGACUGACUCCUCUCCCCCCCCCCCCAAUACGCCCUCGCGGAGCAGCGGAGACGGCCGCCGUGGGGGGCGGAGAGGCGCCCCGGCACCCCCCUGGAGGCCCGCGGGCCAUAGAGACUGUAGAACAAGUGCUAGAGCGGUGCCGUGGCCACUGGUUGCAACACUGAUACCACCAUAGAGAUGGAGAACGGGAAGACAGAGCGGCCCAUGCGCCACAAUGAGCUGCCGGAGGACUGACCCUGUGGGGAAACCAUAGAGACCAAAGAUUGAAGACCAGAGAGUCAUCCCUGUCGCCAUAUUGGAGGACUGACCCCACAGGGCACCACAGAGACUUGACGCAGGAGAGCAGAACGUCGCCGUGGGGCUGCUUGGACACCUGACCCAAAACCAUAGAGACCCGGGAUGGAGGAGCAGAGCGUCGCCCGGAGCAGCUGAUCCUAGGGGUUGUUGGAGGAGCACCACAGAGCUGCUGGAGGACUGAGGUAGAAAGUUGCCCUGACUGUGUGGUGCUCUAUGCUCUGGAGAACUACCAUAGAGAUCUUGGAGGACUGAGGAGCAGAAAGCCCCAUCACCUGUGGAGGCUGUGGGUGUUGGAGGACUGCCAUAGAAAUGUUAACUAAUCGCCUAGAGUGGUUCUGAGGUGAUCAACAACCAUAGAGAGUGUGGAAAACACCUGUAGUCUUGGAGGACUCACCAGCCUGCCAUAGAGACAGGCAAACAGCUGCCUAGAAACACCCAAUGCUUGGAGGACCUCUUGGCUUCUCCCACCCACGGAGCCGCUCUGCUCCUUCUCCGCCCCGUCUUGUCUGCUCUGCGGGACCAACUAACCACAGAGACCUCGGAGGACUGGUGGCCAGAAGAACCCCUGCCCUAGAGCCGCUGGA
Molecule: messenger RNA, 3080 nt
Organism: Dromaius novaehollandiae (emu)
Lineage: Eukaryota; Metazoa; Chordata; Aves; Casuariiformes; Dromaiidae
Gene: NOP9
Product: NOP9 nucleolar protein
Exons: 10
Coding region: 118-2205 (695 amino acids)
Biological process (GO): endonucleolytic cleavage in ITS1 to separate SSU-rRNA from 5.8S rRNA and LSU-rRNA from tricistronic rRNA transcript (SSU-rRNA, 5.8S rRNA, LSU-rRNA); endonucleolytic cleavage in 5'-ETS of tricistronic rRNA transcript (SSU-rRNA, 5.8S rRNA, LSU-rRNA); endonucleolytic cleavage to generate mature 5'-end of SSU-rRNA from (SSU-rRNA, 5.8S rRNA, LSU-rRNA)
Cellular component (GO): nucleolus; 90S preribosome; preribosome, small subunit precursor
Molecular function (GO): RNA binding
Source: RefSeq, a predicted model, not a curated record